Spirodela intermedia is the source of this 726-nucleotide messenger RNA. The record is from the annotation of a GenBank genome assembly. Lineage: Eukaryota; Viridiplantae; Streptophyta; Magnoliopsida; Alismatales; Araceae.
AUGGAGGGCGAGGAAUGGGAGCUCUGCAAUGACGACGGCUUCAUCUACAAGCGCCGGAAGAGGAGGCAACCAGAGGAGGUACCCCAGGAGACAUCCGCGGAACCGGAGGAGGAACCUAAGAGGAACCAACUGGCCCGGAGGAAGAUCUCUCUCUUGGCCGUCAGGGAGCGGUACCGCAAGGAGAUCGAUAAGUUGGAGGGAUUGGCCGUUUCCUUGCUGGAGGGCGGUCGUUUUUGUGGUGCUGAGGGUGACGCUGGAGGUGGAGAUUUCGGAGUGACGGGGGAGGAGUCGACCCUGGAACGCAGUGCCACGGGAACUAUCUCUAGUUCUUGCCGUCAAAAGGAGGGUGAGGAUGUCGCUGAGCCUGUUAACCCAUUUCGCGCCUUGAUUGAGGAGCUCAUAUUGCAGGUCGGUGCUUUCUUUCGAGAAAAACUUUUGUAUAAUGUACAGGUGCCUUCUUUGGGAUGCAUUUUGGGUUUUUCCUCGUCCUCAAUUUUUCUGUGUUUUGUAGAUUUAAACAGAUACAUUAGUCAUUAUACUGGCUGGUUCAUGUAGCCGGGGACUGUGCAGGUGGAGGCACAGGAAGCGAUCCUGAAGAAGCUCUCGAACCUCUGUGAUAUUGCAGACUCAGUGUGCGACAUGAGGGAGGAGGCAAUGAUGGAGUCUUUGUUGGAUCUUCCUGUCUGGGAGAGCCCUCGGGCUCUCAUGGCUUCGCUGGUGGACUGA